AUGGGGAAUGGAGCAUCAAACAUGGUCGGGCAGGCGAUGGCCAAACAGCAAAUGAACUCUGUCCUUGGCGACGCAAAACAAGGCAUGGAAACCCCCAAAGAGACGGAAGAACAGAAGCGACGACGAAAAGAAAACGACGAACGCGCCAAGUCCCGCAUUUCCGACUUUGAACAAAAGAAGAAAGAUCGAGAAGAACGCAAGAAGAAGCUAAAGAGUCAAUGGAACGCUCAUAAAAAGGCAAACACUUAG
Molecule: messenger RNA, 249 nt
Organism: Cylindrotheca closterium
Lineage: Eukaryota; Bacillariophyta; Bacillariophyceae; Bacillariales; Bacillariaceae
Source: the annotation of a GenBank genome assembly